Molecule: messenger RNA, 291 nt
Organism: Protopolystoma xenopodis
Lineage: Eukaryota; Metazoa; Platyhelminthes; Monogenea; Polystomatidea; Polystomatidae
Source: the annotation of a GenBank genome assembly
AUGAAUGCAGCUUUGCAAUGUUUUCCUCAAGUCCACUUCGAAGGACUUCUUCGCACAAUUCAACAGUCUUCCCUACGCUGCAAUCCUCCUUCGGUUUCCGAUGAGACCACAUCACGAAUUCCUUCGAAAUGGAGAGUCCUGUCACAACAUUUCAUUGAGGAAUUCUUCGAAACCCAGUAUUUUCUCACAACCACAGAGGCGUGCCACCGACAGUCGCGCAAGCGAGGUGAUCAGCUUGUCGAUGUGGAGCCCAGAGGAAUGCGCUGUUGUCUGAUAAACGGCUGGACUUGA